Molecule: messenger RNA, 855 nt
Organism: Herpailurus yagouaroundi (jaguarundi)
Lineage: Eukaryota; Metazoa; Chordata; Mammalia; Carnivora; Felidae
Product: neutrophil gelatinase-associated lipocalin-like
Exons: 7
Coding region: 58-654 (198 amino acids)
Molecular function (GO): small molecule binding
Source: RefSeq, a predicted model, not a curated record
UCAUCUCCUCUUUCAGGGAAUAUCUGGAGUGGUGCCAGCUUCCUCAGCCCUGAAGUCAUGGCCCUAGGUCUCCUGUGGCUGGGCCUUGUCCUGCUAGGGGCCCUGCAGACCCAGGCCCAGGAUUCCACCCCAAACCUGAUCCCAACCCCGCCUCUGCACAGGGUCCCUCUGCAACCUGACUUCCAAAAUGAGCUGUUCCAGGGGAAAUGGUACAUCUUGGGACUGGCAGGGAAGGAAAUUCAUAAAGAAAAACACAGCCAAUUGAAGAUGUACACCAUCACCUACGAGCUGAACGAAGACAACAGCUACAAUGUCACCUUUGUCCUGCCCUGGAUCCAGCGCUGUGACCACUGGAUCACAACUUUCAUCCCAAGUUUCCAGCCAGGCCAAUUCAACCUGGGCAACAUUGAGCGUUACCCUGGAAUCCAGAGUUACACUGUACAAGUCGUGGCCACAGACUACAACCAGGUUGCCAUGAUUUUCUUCAAGAAAGCUUACAAAAACCAGGAGUUCUUCAUGGUCACCCUCUAUGGGAGGACCAAGGAGCUGACCCAGGAGCUGAAGGAAAACUUCAUCAGCUUUGCCAAAGCCCUGGGCCUCACCGAUGACCACAUCAUCUUCCCAAUCCCCAACGAUGAGUGCAUAUAUAAGUGAGCAAGUGUGCGGUGCCCUCGGGCUCUCUCCACCCCAUCCCCCUCUCGCCAAUCUCUGCCCAGGGCACCGCCCAGCUGUCCCCACCAGCCUGGACCAGUGAGAGAGCCAGGGGACCCUUCUCACUGCACAGCUCACCAGCUGCUUCCCAGGCUGCCCUAUUCACAGAACCCCUCCUUGUUGCUAAUAAACACAUGCCCCCCA